AUGUCGAGUUGCGGGAAGUGCGACCGUCCGGACACCAAAGACAUGGUUGCGUGCGACUCCUGCCAGGCAUGGUAUCAUUUCCAAUGCGUUGGAGUUUCCCCCGGUAUUGCAAACAGGACCUUCAAGUGUGACGUUUGCACGGGCAAAAAAGUGAAAAAGACUGGCACCGUGAAAAAGGUUGGAACAACCACCAAUCCUUCGAAAACAACGAAACCUGUCGAGGCAACAACAACAGAACCAACUUCUUCCGAAAGUCAAAGUGUUUCUUCCGACGCUGCCACGCAAUCCGUAGCCAGUGAAGCCGCUACUGUCAUUUCGCGGAAUCUUCCGGAACCGAGCUACGAGCAGCAACUCCAAGCGAUGAUGGAUGAAAUGGAGUUUCAAGAAAAGCAGCUGAAGGAAGAAAAAAUUAUCCGGGAGAAACGUAUGGAGAUGCAACGGAUACUGGAAGAAAAAAGGAUUUUGCAGGAUCGAGAGCUGCAGGAGAAGCAACUGGAACAAGAAAGAAAGUUGCUCGAGCGAAAGUUGCAAGAUGAUUUGGACUUCAGCAAACAACAACGAGCCCUGCGGGAUAAAUAUGAUCGAGCCCGGAGUGAUUUGUUGCUGAAAGACCAAGAAGAGUUUGCCGCUGGUGAUUGUGAAGAUGAUAGUGCCGGAAAAGUGCGUGGUUGGCUGCUGGAUCCACUUUAUCGAGAUCCAACGAAAAAUGUUCCCUUCGAUGACCAGCUACAACAAACGCCUAAAUGUAGGCCAGAUUCCAAGCGUUUGUCGCAUAAUGUGCUCGAAAAUAAUCGCCUGUCGGUAGGCAAUCGUUUGCCUGUCGAUGAAAACAAUUUUUCGUCGAAAUUUUUGCCAGAAGCUAGCGAUUCCGCUUCUGUUCAACAACAAGUUUAUCAUCAACCUACCAAAGCACAAUUGUUGGCCCGCUCAGUUCUUGGACGCCCGUUACCCAUCUUUAGUGGCCGAGCAGAGGAGUGGCCGCUAUUCAUAAGCUCGUUCACCAACUCAACAGAAGCUUGUGGGUUCAACGAGCAGGAAAAUCUGGUCAGGCUGCAAGAGUGCUUAAAGGGAGCUGCCCUGGAAACCGUUCGUAGCCGGUUGAUGCUGCCUUCAGGAGUGAGUAAGGUAAUUGAAACUCUUCGAAAGUUUUUCGGACGUCCGGAACAGCUGAUCCAUAAUCUCCUUGCAAAGGUCCGAAAAUGUACUCCUCCUCGAGCGGAUCGCCUGGAAUCAUUCAUUCCUUUCGGGCUGGCGGUGCAAGAGCUCUGCGAUCAUCUCGAGGCUGCCCAGCUCCAGGAUCAUCUAGUGAAUCCGGAACUACUCCAGGAAUUGGUCGACAAAUUACCAGCCGCUACCAAACGUGAAUGGGUGCAGUUCAAGCGAGCAGAACAGAAGGUGACACUGAAAACGUUUGCUGAGUUUACGUCGAACAUAGCCAGUGAAGCUAGUGAAGUUAUUUUAGUGGUCGAUCAGAAACCGUCUGAUCCCAAAUUCAUAGAUCGAGCCCGUUACAAGGAAAAGGGAUUCAUACAUGCGCACAAUGCGCACGAAACAUCGAGCCUACAAUCGCCGCCGGUGCCGUCGACUUGCCGCGUAUGUAGGAAGGAGAACCAUCGAGUCCGGAACUGCGAGGAAUUCCGGAAGAAAACUUUAACCGAGCGUCUGAGAUUGAUGGAGCAGCUGAAGCUCUGUGACCGCUGCCUCAACGAGCAUACUGGGUGGUGUCGAUUUAAGAUUACAUGCAACAUCGGUGCAUGUCGUUUGCAUCAUCACCCACUCGUCCACCGUAGGCAAGAAUUUUCGACCCCAUCGCCAGUUCCAGUUUUUUCUACACCUGCUCCCCCUGCGGAGCGAUUGAAUGUCCAUGUGGAGCGCAAGCCGUCUGUCAUUUUGCGCAUUAUUCCCGUCACGUUGUUUAAUGGUUCGCAGUCGGUGAAAACGUUGGCCUACCUGGACGAAGGUGCUUCUAUGACUCUGAUAGAAGAGAGCUUGGUUCGGGAGUUGAAUGCGCGAGGAGUUUUUCAUCCAAUGACACUGCAAUGGACUUCCAACAUCGUACGCCAGGAAGCUUCGUCACAAUGUUUAUCUUUGGCGAUUUCGGGUGACAGUGGAAAGCGUUUCAAGUUACGUGACGCUCACACGGUGAAGAAAAUGCAUCUUCCGAAGCAAGCUGUAAAGUUUUCUGAAAUCUCCAAUCAACAUCGACACCUGCAAGGAAUAUCUGUACCUGAUCGAGCCGCCGACGAGCCAAGAAUAUUGAUUGGGCUGAACAACAUUUUCUUAUUUGCGCCUUUGGAAUCACGGACCGGAGCCCCACUAGAUCCUAUUGCAGUUCGAUCACAUCUGGGAUGGUCGAUCUAUGGACCCCUGAAUCGAUCGGGAUCUGACAUGUUCGUGGGAUGUCACAAUGAAUACUCGAACCAAGACUUACACGACCAGAUGCGGGAAUACUUUUUUGCCGAGGAACCGAGCCUGCUUGUGAAGCACAUUCCGGAAUCCAAAGAGUUGGAACGAGCACGAGCAAUUUUAGACCGAACCACUGCCCGGGUUGACGGUCGUUAUGAAUCAGGUUUGCUGUGGAGAUCGGACGACAUUCAACUCCCGGAUAGCUACGCAAUGGCGCGCAAAAGGUGCGAUGCUUUGGAACGACGUUUGAAGAACAACCCUCAACUAGAUUUGGCAGUUCGUCAGAAAAUCAAUUCAUAUUUGGUGAAACAGUAUGCGCACAAGGCCACUCCGCAAGAGUUGGCCUCAGCCACACCCGGGAGAAUCUGGUUCCUUCCGUUAAACGUCGUCAUUCAUCCGAAAAAACCGGAGAAAAUCAGAUUAGUUUGGGACGCCGCUGCAAAGGUCCAAGGUUUGUCCCUGAAUUCGAUGCUACUUCCUGGCCCCGACCUUUUGACGUCUCUUCCGGCAGUGUUGCAACGAUUUCGCGAGCGUACGGUGGCAUUUGGAGCCGACAUACGCGAAAUGUACCACCAAAUUCGCGUGCAAGCUGCAGAUCGACAUGCGCAACGGUUUUUAUUUCGUUCAGAUCCGAUCGCCGAGCCCGAGGUCUACAUAAUGGACGUUUGCACCUUCGGAUCUGCCUGUUCCCCAGCCGUGGCGCAGCAUGUGAAACGGGUGAACGCGCACAGGUAUGCGCAACAAUUCCCGGAAGCAGUGGAUUCUAUCGACCGUCGACAUUACGUCGAUGACUAUUUGGAUUGUGCUAACACAGAAGACGAGGCGAUUGUAAAAGCGAAGCAGGUGCAGUACAUUCAUCAUCAAGGUGGUUUUGAGCUGCAUGGUUGGAUAUCGAACUCCAGUGAAGUAUUACGAGCUUUGGGGGCGUUGCCCUCUGAGGAAGUUUCGCUGAGCGAGUCAAGCUCCAGCGGGACAGAACGCGUUCUUGGGAUUAUUUGGAAGCCGCAAGAAGAUACAUUUACCUUUUCGACUACUUUGAGAGAAAACCUGAUCCCAUAUUUCUACAACGACAAGCGCCCUACGAAGCGCAUCGCUCUCAGCGGGGUCAUGAGUCUGUUUGACCCGCUGGGCUUCCUGUCACCUUUUACGGUGCAUGGGAAACUACUUCUGCAGGAGCUGUGGCGCACCGGCUGCGAUUGGGACGAGUGUAUCGACGACGACAACUUUGCUAAGUGGCAAAGAUUUACAUCUUUGUUACCGGAAGUAGAAGCUGCCCGUAUCCAGCGCUGCUAUCUCCAGGGUGGCCCACCAUCUUCUUACGAAACCUUGGAGCUACAUACAUUUGUCGAUGCGUCGGAACAAGCAUGCGAAUUGUCUGCUGCUGUACUGGGUUCGCAGAUGGCCCACAGUAUCGAAGCUGAACAUGAUUUGAAGGUGACUAGAAGGGUGUUCUGGACAGAUUCCAGGACCGUUUUAUCGUGGAUCCGGUCUGAUCAGCGCAGAUAUAAGCCAUUUGUUGGGUUUCGAAUCGGAACCAUUCUUCAGAAUACGAGAGUCGACGAGUGGCGCUGGGUUCCCACCAAGUUCAACAUUGCGGAUAUCCUGACCAAGUGGAGCAACGAAUCGUUUUUAGCACCCGAUAGCUCUUGCUUCUCAACUGGCGAGCUACCAAUCAUCGAUGUGAGGCGUAUAUCUAAGUGGACGAUUUUGCUUCGAACAUUAUGUUGCGUGUUUCGAUUCUUAUCCAACUGUCAUCGAAAGAAACUGGGCGAGCCUAUCGAAACGGUCGAAACACCUGAGCACAUCAAGAAGCUAGUCAUCGUUCAGAUCGAGAGUGUGAAAAUCCCGUUGAAGCAGGAGGAGUUUGAAAAAGCCGAGAAUUUGCUGUGGAAGAUAGCGCAACGAGAGAAUUAUUCCACCGAGAUUGCAACGCUGUUAAAUAAUCAACGUCUACCGAAGGAGCAAUGGUCUAGCAUCGAAAAAAGUAGUUCUUUGUACCGUUUGGCACCCUUUCUCGACGAGUAUGGCGUUCUCCGAGUCGACGGCAGAACCAGUGAAGCUUCGUUCGUAUUAUUACGAAUCAUCUACUGA
Molecule: messenger RNA, 4497 nt
Organism: Uranotaenia lowii
Lineage: Eukaryota; Metazoa; Arthropoda; Insecta; Diptera; Culicidae
Exons: 3
Coding region: 1-4497 (1498 amino acids)
Source: RefSeq, a predicted model, not a curated record